Messenger RNA from Pelecanus crispus (Dalmatian pelican), 375 nucleotides. The record is from RefSeq and is a predicted model, not a curated record. NCBI's taxonomy places the organism in Eukaryota, Metazoa, Chordata, Aves, Pelecaniformes, Pelecanidae.
AUGAGCACCAAGGUGGCCCAGCCAGACCUGCAGGUCCUCCCAGUUACUGUGCUGAAGCUGAGCACAAUAAUCCAGGCGGAUGGGACAGAUGGGAACUGCGUCACGUUCGUGUUGCACGACGAGGACCACACGCUCGGCAACUCCCUCCGAUAUAUGGUCAUGAAGAACCCCGAUGUGGAGUUCUGUGGCUACUGCAUCACACACCCCUCUGAAAGCAAGAUCAACUUCCGCAUCCAGACCAGAGGGGCCCUUCCUGCUGUUGAGCCGUUCCGGAAAGGGCUGAAUGACCUGAUGGGUGUUUGCCAACACGUGCUCAACACCUUUGAGAGGAGCAUGAAGGAAUACAGGGCCCAGAGGGAAGAAGAGAUGCAGUAG